UCCUCUUCGCAACAGCUGGCGCGCCGUAGCUACCAGGCACCUUUCGACGUCCCUGUGAUAGAAUCGCCCUUCCCUGCCGACGUCAACCUAUCUGACCUCAUGUCGAAUGGGGGCAAGCUCCUCAUCCAACUUGUUGACGCUACCGACGCCGAGAUCACAGACGUCGCUGGACGUCUGGCCAAGGUCGGUGUCGAUGCCGAGUUCGUCUUGUGCGAUGAUGAUACCUUCUUCCUCGUCGCAAAGCUCACAACCUACGACCCCACGCAACCCCAGUACGUGGGGACCUUGCCCGAGGACAUGACGACUGUGAGGCUGCACGGCUCCCAGGCGUUCGGCGGCGGCGGAGUUUUCCUUAGCCGUCCGUUAGCGAAGAUCAUUGCCGGAGACAUCCUUCUACGCAACUGCAUCUACGACAACAACGACGUGCGCAUGACUUGGAUGCGGGAUCUGUGGCAACUCGAUCUGUCGGGGGGAGACGCGUCAGGGUUCUGCGAGAGCGGCAUCAAGCCGUUCAGCAUUCACCACUUCAAGGCGGGUUGGAAAUGGCACACGACGUACCUACUCAACACCACCCAGAUCGCGUACACUUGCGGCGAGGACUGUCCCUACCAGCGCAUCGCUCAAUACCCUGAUGGCAUUGACUUCCGUCUCGACCAGGUGGAGCGGACGUUCCGCUCGCGACCCUUGGAGACGAUGCCGCCCACCGGGUAUUUUUGCGAUUGA
Molecule: messenger RNA, 723 nt
Organism: Verticillium dahliae VdLs.17
Lineage: Eukaryota; Fungi; Ascomycota; Sordariomycetes; Glomerellales; Plectosphaerellaceae
Exons: 5
Coding region: 100-723 (207 amino acids)
Molecular function (GO): acetylglucosaminyltransferase activity
Source: RefSeq, a predicted model, not a curated record